CGUCAUUGUGUUCUGCUAUCGCGCACCCCACCGGGUUCAACCUGCGCCUCCGUCACGAAGCCUUCUCAACUGCAACUGUAAUUCUGAAGCGAUACUGACAUUCUAACUACGGUGGCUCACUCUAAAUAAAGAUCGCUUCUUUCAAUCAUUUGCUUUCCCCAGCUCUCCACCACAAGCUGCUUCCUCGUCACCUUAUCCGCUGAGUUACUGCAGUUGGUAGGAAGGGUUUGUGUCGAAAGUCAAAAGAUGAAGCAGUUGUGGGUUCGGCUUGUUGCCGCGCUCUUUCUGUUCUUGAGUUGUUUGAGCAAUGGGAAUGCGAAGAUGACGAGUACCUUUGUCCGUUCCGAGUGGCCAUCGACUGAUAUCCCUCUUGAUAAUCAAGCAUUUGCAGUUCCUAAGGGUCGAAAUGCACCCCAACAGGUACACAUCACACAGGGUGACUAUGAAGGGAAGGCUGUGAUCAUUUCGUGGGUUACACCUGACGAGCCUGGUUCUCUUAAAGUACAGUAUGGUAAGUCAGAGAAGAAAUAUGACUUGACUGCUGACGGGACAGUAUCAAACUAUUCCUUCUACAAGUACAAAUCGGGAUACAUUCACGAGUGCCUCCUUGAUGGCCUUGAGUAUGCUACUAAGUAUUAUUACAAGAUCGGCGAUGGUGAAUCUUCUCGCGAAUUCUGGUUCCAAACGCCACCAAAGAUUCAUCCAGAUGCUCCAUAUAAGUUCGGAAUAAUUGGUGAUCUUGGCCAAACGUAUAACUCUCUAUCUACCCUUCAACACUACAUGGAGAGUGGAGCAGAUGCAGUGUUAUUUGUUGGUGACCUCUCUUAUGCAGACAGAUACCAGUACAAUGAUGUUGGGAUUCGAUGGGAUACAUGGGCCCGUUUUGUCGAGCAAAGCACAGCAUAUCAGCCAUGGAUGUGGUCUGCUGGAAAUCACGAAAUUGAGUUCAUGCCAUACAUGGAUGAGGUUGUUCCUUUCAAAAACUUUCUUCAUCGGUACCCUACUCCUUACUUGGCUUCCAAAAGCACUAGUCCUCUUUGGUAUGCCGUCAAACGUGCAUCUGCUCAUAUCAUUGUACUCUCCAGCUAUUCACCUUUCGUGAAAUACACUCCACAAUGGACGUGGCUGAAGGAAGAGCUGAAGAAUGUCAACAGAGAGAAGACGCCAUGGCUCAUUGUUCUCAUGCACGCCCCUAUCUACAACAGCAAUGAUGCGCAUUACAUGGAGGGAGAAAGUAUGCGUGCAGCUUUCGAGAAGUGGUUUGUUCGAUACAGAGUCGAUAUUAUCUUUGCUGGUCAUGUCCACGCUUAUGAAAGAUCGUACCGAAUAUCAAACAUACAAUACAAUGUGACAAGUGGCGCCCGAUAUCCUAUUCCAGACAAAUCUGCACCCGUCUACAUUACAGUAGGGGAUGGAGGGAAUCAAGAAGGUCUUGCUGGAAGGUUUUUGGAACCACAGCCAGAUUAUUCUGCAUUCAGGGAAGCCAGUUAUGGGCAUUCAACUUUAGAGAUAAUGAAUAGAACACAUGCAUUGUACCACUGGAACCGCAAUGACGAUGGCAAAAAGGUGCCCACUGAUGCAUUUGUAUUGCUCAACCAAUACUGGGGAGGCAAUCUGAGACGCAGAAAACUAAAUAAGCAUCACUUAAGAAGUAUCAUCCAGCCGGUUACUACCAAGUUCUUGCUGCAUUCAGAGUGAUGAGGCCACACCGAAUCAGCAGCCAAUUGCUGAAUAUUAUGGCAGUUUCUUCAAUGUAUAAAGCAAAUGCAUAAUGCAAUCCUUGUCUAGGUCAUAUUUGUAACAGGGAUGCUGUUGGGCUGGAUAUAUCGGUUACAACAUGUCAAAAAAGGCUCUGCUUCCUAUCAUCUCAUUCUCAAUAGAGCUCUCAUUAUCCAUCCAUUGAAACAACAAUCUUCUGGGUAAUUCACAAAAAGAAUUCUUAUGUACAGCUUGUUUCCAAGCUAUGAGAUACACUGAGCUCUAUGAUCAAUGGAUGAG
Messenger RNA from Linum tenue, 1998 nucleotides. Lineage: Eukaryota; Viridiplantae; Streptophyta; Magnoliopsida; Malpighiales; Linaceae. The record is from the annotation of a GenBank genome assembly.